Messenger RNA from Trichosurus vulpecula (common brushtail), 264 nucleotides. Its product is annotated as small ubiquitin-related modifier 2-like. Gene Ontology annotation, biological process: protein sumoylation. The transcript is spliced from 2 exons. The record is from RefSeq and is a predicted model, not a curated record. Bases 1 to 231 code for a protein of 76 amino acids. Gene Ontology annotation, molecular function: ubiquitin-like protein ligase binding; protein tag activity. Lineage: Eukaryota; Metazoa; Chordata; Mammalia; Diprotodontia; Phalangeridae. Gene Ontology annotation, cellular component: nucleus.
AUGGCCGACGAAAAGCCGAAGGAAGGAGUCAAAACCGAAAACAACGACCACAUUAAUUUGAAGGUGGCAGGGCAAGAUGGUUCAGUGGUGCAAUUUAACAUUAAGAGGCACACACCACUUAGUAAACUAAUGAAAGCCUAUUGUGAACGACAGGACACACCUGCACAGUUGCAAAUGGAGGGUGAAGAUACAAUUGGUGUAUUCCAGCAGCAGACAGGAGGCGCUUACUAAAAAGAAUCUACAACUCUUCUCCAGAACUGUGCU